AUGGACCGCCCUUUUUCGUCCCGGUUUCUCGACAAGACGCCCUCGAUACAGGCUUCCCGAUCAAUAUACUUGAAAACACUCGUCGGCGGGUGCUUCGCGAUGGUCCUUGUUAUGUUCUGUGUGUUCUCGAUAUAUUGGGGCGCGCUGUGGGAGAUUCCGGCGCACAAUCUGGGAGGUUGGGUCGUUGAUUUUGAUGGAUCGACGGUGGGGAAGGCGGUUGUGCGGGGCCUCACGGCGGCGGGUUCGUCGGAGAGUGACGUGACAUUCACGCAGGUUUCGGCGAGUGACUUUCCUGGAGGGUGGAAGGAGGUAGCUAAUAGGGUGGUGGAGCAGAAGACUUGGGUGGCUGUUGUUGUCCAAUCGAAUGCGACUGGCGCGUUAAACGCAGCGGUAUCAUCAGUGAAUUCCUCUUAUGAUGGCUCAGAGGCAAUAACGUUCUACAGCGUAGAGGCGAGGAACGAAAACGCGUACCGCUCAUUGAUACUGCCGUCUGUCGAACCUCUCCUAAUUGAUAUAUGCCAGGAAUAUGCACAACAAUUCGUGGCACAAAUGGCCUCGUCUUCAUCACUAUCCUCGAUAGCCAGUUCGGCGCCACAGAUUUUAACCGAGCCUAUAAGCUAUACUACGGACAACCUCGUACCAUUCGAUAUACCAGUUGCUAGCGCUAUCACAUUCGUUGGUCUAAUCUACCUACUGAUUCUAUCAUUCUUCAUCGUCAUGAUCGGAGCAUCUGCGCGAGAAGUAUCUGGCCUCGAAACCAAAUUAACCACUGGGUCCCUCAUUCGGGUUCGGCUCACCUCGGUGUUCAUUGCAUACUUUAUGAUCUCCCUGUUUUACUCUCUCCUUAGCAGAGCCUUCCAAGUCGACUUCUCACGCAAGUUUGGAGAGGCAGGCUUUGUCAUAUUCUGGAUGGUCAAUUUCGUCGGUAUGCUCUCGGUGGGACUCGCCCUCGAAGCGAUGAUAACGCUCCUUACGGUCCGAUUCGUGCCGUUCUUCCUGAUUCUGUGGAUUAUAUGUAAUGUAUCCGUAUGCUUCAUGCCCCUCGCUGUGCUUCCCAAUAUCUAUCGGUAUGGCUAUGCGAUGCCGUUUUACAAUGUCUCUGGCGCUAUGCGGACUAUAUUAUUCGGAACGAAGAACGAGUUGGGCCUGCAUUUUGGGAUCCUUAUCGCGUGGACGGUGAUUUCGAUGAUCACGCUUCCGACAUUCCAGUGGUUUAUGCGACGGAAGGCCGUGUCGGAGACGACAGCGUUGAGAGAAGAAGGGGAGAAGGGAGCGAGGCCUUAG
Messenger RNA from Guyanagaster necrorhizus, 1284 nucleotides. RefSeq lists its product as uncharacterized. Bases 1 to 1284 code for a protein of 427 amino acids. The transcript is spliced from 8 exons. The record is from RefSeq and is a predicted model, not a curated record. NCBI's taxonomy places the organism in Eukaryota, Fungi, Basidiomycota, Agaricomycetes, Agaricales, Physalacriaceae. Gene Ontology annotation, cellular component: membrane.